AUGCAACGUCUACUAUAUCUUCGCAAUGGAACAUCCCGAUUACAUCGAGUUGUUGAUUUGUGUUAUUCAAAUAAUAAUCCUUCAACUGUUUCAAAUAUAAAUAUUUUAUUAUUAAAACGAUGUUUAUCAAAUACUAAUAAAGAUGGGAAGGAUAUUAAUUUUAAUACAGAACUUUUUAAACCAUCAACAGCUAAGGAAAAAACACAUGUACCUGAUGACCUUGUAGGUGGACAACCAAGAGAAACAAUUGAUUCAGCAUCGAAAGGUACAGCAACAUUAACUGGUGGUGGAAAAGUUUGGUCUGUUCAAAAUUCAGGUUCAGUACAUGUUGCUCCAUUAGGUGCUGCUACAACGACAUUUGUUCCAACAUCAACUGAAGGUGGUAAAACAAUUCAUGAAACAACAGUUCAUAAAAAACAAGGUGAAUUAAAUAUUGCUGAUCCACUUCGAACACAUGUUUUACAACCUGAAUCAACAUCAGCUGAAUUAGCUGAAGCUGCUGCUGCUUCAGCUUUUGAACCAUUUGCACCAAAUGCACCGUUAACAACACCAUCAACAACAGAUACUGUAUUUGCACCAAAAAUUUCUUCAACAGAUGUUCAUUCAAGUACAUCAUCACCAACAGCACAAUUUGAAAGUAGUAUUCCACCAAUAAAUCCAGAUCAAACAGUAUAUGAAACUACAAAGAAAUCGAAAGUAUUUGGUGGUCAAGAUACAUCAGCAUCAUCAAAAACACACCCAAAAGAAGAUCCAUUUGCUACGAAAAAAAAUGAUAAAACAAGUACUACCAAUGAAAUUCCUAUUCAACGUGAAAGUGAUUUACGUGAUGAUGUAUUACGUGAAUCAUUGAAAUAUGUUAAUGAACAUGGUUGGACAAUAGAGGCUAUUCGAGCUGGUAUACGUGCUAGUAAUCAAUCAACAACAAUUGAAGGAAUGUUUAGUAAUGGUUAUGAUCUUAUUGAUUAUUUCAUGCGUGAUGCAAAUUCUAAAAUGUCAGCUUAUAUGAAUGAACAAAAACAGAAAGGAGAUAUGAAAGGAAGUCGUUUACUUGUUGAAGGUCUUAAAUAUCGACUUGGCCUUGUUGUACCUUAUGCUAAUACAUGGAAUCAGGCAUUAGCACAAGGAGCAUUACCUCAAAAUGCAAUGCGUAGUUGGAAAAAUUUAUUAGAUUUAUCAAGUGAAGCUUGGCAUGGUAUUGGUGAUACAUCAACAGAUAUGAAUUGGUAUUCAAAACGACUUUUACUUGCUGCAGUUUAUAAAAGUGCAGAAAUUUAUAUGCUUCAAGAUCAAUCACAAAAUAAAACUGAUUCAAUGAACUUUUUAGAAAGACGUUUAAAUGAUUUUCAAACUCUUGGUUCACUUCAAAAUUCGGUAUCAAACUCUCUAUCGGAUACAGCCCAAAUAGUCAAUGGACUUUUUUCAGUGAUUCGUAACUUAACUUCUCGUCGUUAA
This is a messenger RNA of Rotaria sordida, 1452 nucleotides long. Lineage: Eukaryota; Metazoa; Rotifera; Eurotatoria; Philodinida; Philodinidae. The record is from the annotation of a GenBank genome assembly.